AAGAGGGGUGGGGGGAAGCCGCAGGAAUGCGUGGCGGCGCAGGCGGCGAGCGGCGGAACAUGUAAGGGCACAUCCCGGGAGCUGCAGCCCAGCGCGCAGACGGAGUUCAGGGGAGCUGCAGGCGGGCGUGCGGGCCAGUAGGCGCGGGGCACCGGCAGCUGCGCGCGAGGCGCGGUUCGAGCGAGGCGGGCUGAGGCGGACGACUGGCGAGGGUCGCGCGGGGGGCACCGGAACGCUCUGCCCAGGCAGCGGUGUCCACGCGGACGGGCUCACCGGGCAGUCGGGGCGCAGGUGGGCAGGGCGCGCGGCCACGGGCGCCAGAAUCCGGCGCCGGAGAGCCGGAAGGGGCGCCGCGUCCGCCGCAGCCUCUUCGCUUGCUCGGGACCUCGGUCGCCCAUGACGGCGGCGGCAACCGUGCUCAAGGAGGGCGUGCUGGAGAAGCGCAGCGGAGGGCUGCUGCAGCUGUGGAAGCGCAAGCGCUGCGUGCUCACGGAGCGCGGGCUGCAGCUCUUCGAGGCCAAGGGCACGGGCGGCCGGCCCAAGGAGCUCAGCUUUGCCCGUAUAAAAGCCGUGGAGUGCGUGGAGAGCACAGGGCGCCACAUCUACUUCACGCUGGUGACCGAGGGCGGCGGUGAGAUCGACUUCCGCUGCCCUCUUGAAGACCCUGGCUGGAACGCCCAGAUCACCCUGGGCCUGGUCAAGUUCAAGAACCAACAGGCCAUCCAGACAGUGAGAGCUCGGCAGAGCCUCGGGACCGGAACCCUCGUGUCCUAAAACAACACGCUGCCAUCUUCCUGUCAUGCCCCCUGCCUCUGUGGUAUCCAGAGUUUAUGCCAGCUGCCCUGCACCCCUACACUGGUGGGGGGCAUGACUGUGCUCCAUGUGUCAAGGCAGAAGCCGUGGACAUAUGGAGGAGGCAUCGGAGCUGAAGGAGUGGACGGGCCGGGGAAGGAGGGCAGAAGGCUGUGUGGAGCUGAGGAUGAAGAUUCAGCUCCUAGACGUACUAUCAGGACAUACUCAGCUCAGAGCCUUCUAGCCACAGGCCUGGCCCACCCGUAUCACAAUGUGAUCUGGCAUCAACUCCUCUGCCUGCUGUGGCCCUUCCAUCAGUUCUGCAGACUGCUGUUAGCCCCUGGCCUUGUUCCAUGGCUGGAGGAGGGUAGACCCCCAUGGGGUGCUAAGUAGACACCUCAGGACUCAAGAGGCCAGCUUGGUAUCCAGAAGAUGCAUCACCUUGGGACAGCCUUGGACUCACCUCAAGGAGAGGGAGCUGCCGGGCCUGAGGCUCACACCUGGGGGUCUCCUGCUGCUUAGAUCCUUUUGAGACCCCCACCAUCCAAGCCCUCUCUUUGCACACUUCUUCUCCCACCUCUACCCAUGUUCCCCCCCUGUGGUGCUGGGCCUGGAGGGGGUGCGGGUGAGGUUUGGCCAUUACCAUUUCAUGCCUAUUCCAGAAUGAAGAUGCCCUGCAAAGGGCAGUAACCACA
This is a messenger RNA of Chinchilla lanigera (long-tailed chinchilla), 1487 nucleotides long. RefSeq names its product pleckstrin homology-like domain, family A, member 3 (gene Phlda3). The transcript is spliced from 2 exons. Gene Ontology annotation, molecular function: phosphatidylinositol phosphate binding. Gene Ontology annotation, biological process: intrinsic apoptotic signaling pathway in response to DNA damage by p53 class mediator; negative regulation of phosphatidylinositol 3-kinase/protein kinase B signal transduction; positive regulation of apoptotic process. Gene Ontology annotation, cellular component: plasma membrane. NCBI's taxonomy places the organism in Eukaryota, Metazoa, Chordata, Mammalia, Rodentia, Chinchillidae. The record is from RefSeq and is a predicted model, not a curated record. The coding region runs from base 397 to 774 and encodes 125 amino acids.